UGAAGGUUGGGUCGGGUCGGGUCAACAUUGACCCAACAGCAGUGAACAUUAACAUACCUUAAAAACCGACCUUGACGGCUACGUUUGAUAUUUCAGAUCUCCAUUUUCCCAAUUUCGUAACACCCUCUUCGCCUUUCAAUUUCACUUCAAGUUUCAGGAAUUUAGAAAUGGCAGAAUCAAAACCAGGAUUGAGAAAGCCAGUAUUCACCAAGGUUGAGCAGCUUCGCCCGGGGACUAGUGGACAUACUCUAACUGUGAAAGUGGUCAGUUCUAAGAUGGUGAUGCAGAAGGGUCGUCCCGAUGGUCCUCAACCUCGUCAAAUGCGAAUUGCUGAAUGUUUGGUGGGUGAUGAAACAGGAAUGAUCGUAUUCACCGCCAGAAAUGAUCAAGUGGAUCUGAUGAAAGAGGGCUCUACUGUCAUCCUGCGAAAUGCCAAAAUUGACAUGUUCAAAGGAUCAAUGAGGCUUGCUGUGGACAAGUGGGGCCGUGUUGAAGUCACAGAACCUGCUAGUUUCACUGUUAAGGAAGAUAGUAACCUAUCCCUUAUUGAAUAUGAACUGGUGAAUGUUGUGGAGUGACUCAUUGGAACAUUUUGCAACCUCUGCUGUGUUAUAAUGAGAAUAAAACUAUUUAUCCAGCAAAGCAGUCUACUAAGGAAUAGAGAUUUGGAAGCCAGUGGUAUGCAGAGUUGCUUUCUUUCAGUUGACAAAGUUGUUCUUGUACGUUGAACCACUGAACAGAAGAUUGCACUAAAUGAAAGAUAAGGGAAUUGGCUACCAGAUCUUGCUAUCUAUUUACUUUUGGAUUUUGUGUAUCUUCAUCUACCUUUGAUCAUAUGUAGUAUAAUAUUAUAUGUGGAAGACGAGCCUGCUUCAUACUUUUAAGUAUUCCUUUCCUUGGCUUCAUACACCUUAUUAAUUAUCUUUAACUGA
Gastrolobium bilobum is the source of this 932-nucleotide messenger RNA. RefSeq lists its product as uncharacterized. Lineage: Eukaryota; Viridiplantae; Streptophyta; Magnoliopsida; Fabales; Fabaceae. The record is from RefSeq and is a predicted model, not a curated record. The transcript has 3 exons. The coding region runs from base 168 to 578 and encodes 136 amino acids.